AUCUACCGUAUGGCCCCUUUAAAAAAAAAUAAAAAAACAACCUAAAAACUACAAAUUCCAUAUAACCAUUUGAGUGAGGUCGGAGGCUCCUGAGUGACAAAGCUUUAUGAUGUCUGGAAAGUUAAUAACAGUUGAUGAUUUUGAACAACAUGCAAAACGCUUUCUCAAAAAAUCAGUAUUUGAUUAUUAUCGAUCAGGGUCAGAAAAUCAGGAAACCUUAGCGGAUAAUGUAGCUGCUUUUUCAAGAUGGCGGCUUUAUCCUCGCGUUCUAAGAGACGUCUCUGUCACUGAUCUGUCAACAACCAUACUAGGCCAGAAAGUCAGCAUGCCGAUAUGUGUGGGAGCAACUGCAAUGCAGCGGAUGGCUCACCCCGAGGGGGAAGUCGCUACUGUGAGAGCGUGCCGAUCUAUGGGGACAGGGAUGAUGCUGAGCUCCUGGGCCACCUCAUCUAUUGAGGAAGUGGCAGAGGCCGCAGCAGGAAGCCCAUGUUGGAUGCAGCUGUACAUCUACAAAGACCGCAACCUUACAAAGUCGCUGGUGCAGCGAGCAGAGCGAAUGGGCUACAAAGGAAUCUUCUUAACGGUGGAUACUCCUUACCUCGGGAGGAGACUGGAUGAUGUGCGCAACAAGUUCCAGCUCCCUCCUCAUCUCAGGAUGAAAAAUUUUGAAACUGAAGACCUGGCGUUUUCAUCGAAAAAAGGCUAUGGGGACAACAGUGGAUUGGCAGUCUAUGUAUCACAGGCUAUUGAUGCGUCUAUCAAGUGGGAUGACAUUGAGUGGCUUAAAGGACUGACUUCUUUACCCAUUGUAGCCAAAGGCAUUUUACGAGCUGAUGAUGCUAAAGAAGCUGUUAGACGUGGCGUCAGCGGCAUCCUGGUGUCCAAUCACGGAGCUCGCCAGUUAGAUGGUGUUCCCGCUACAAUUGACGUGCUGCAAGAAAUAGUGGCAGCAGUAGAAGGGAAAGUGGAAGUGUAUCUAGAUGGCGGAGUGAGGAAAGGAACAGACGUUCUGAAGGCUUUAGCUUUGGGUGCUCGGGCAGUUUUCAUUGGUCGGCCUGUAUUAUGGGGCUUGGCAUACCAGGGAGAAGACGGUGUGAAAGAAGUCCUUGACAUACUAAGGGAAGAAUUUAAGCUGGCAAUGGCUCUUACAGGUUGCUGUUCUGUGAAUGAAAUAGGGAAGUCACUUGUUCGAGAAAGCCGCUUCUCUUCUAAAAUGUAGAUAAGUCAGCAUAAAGAAAACUUUCCUUUCAGAAAAGUUGAACUUACUGCAGAACAACCAGAAGGCAAUAUGUCAGUCAUACAAGACAAAGUAUAGGAAAAGAUUCAUUUGCAUUGCUUAAAUAUUUAAUUUUUCUGUUAUGCUCUGUGUAUUUAUUUUGAAAUGUAAUAAAUACUGAUAUUACCCUG
This is a messenger RNA of Pseudophryne corroboree (corroboree frog), 1407 nucleotides long. RefSeq names its product hydroxyacid oxidase 1 (gene HAO1). Bases 107 to 1219 code for a protein of 370 amino acids. Gene Ontology annotation, molecular function: oxidoreductase activity; FMN binding. Gene Ontology annotation, cellular component: peroxisome. The record is from RefSeq and is a predicted model, not a curated record. Gene Ontology annotation, biological process: fatty acid alpha-oxidation. The transcript is spliced from 8 exons. Lineage: Eukaryota; Metazoa; Chordata; Amphibia; Anura; Myobatrachidae.